Molecule: messenger RNA, 3048 nt
Organism: Plasmodium malariae
Lineage: Eukaryota; Apicomplexa; Aconoidasida; Haemosporida; Plasmodiidae
Product: conserved Plasmodium protein, unknown function
Exons: 1
Coding region: 1-3048 (1015 amino acids)
Source: RefSeq, a predicted model, not a curated record
AUGACUAAUGUAAUUAAGGCAAUUCCAAAUGAAGAGAAAGACAAAUGCAUAAAUUUAAAUGAUAUAAGGCAAAAUGCGAAGAAGUAUAAUUGGCUGGAAAAAACAGAGAAAGAGAAUAAUUAUGUUUUUUCAAAGGAUCAUGUAAAAAUUAACAUUAUAGGUUUAAAAGGACUUGUAACUGUUGAAAUACAGUUAUUAAGUGGAGUUUAUUAUAAAAUGUGUAGAAGUAAUUUAAGGAAAGAUGAAAUUUGUGAUUUAUUCUCAUGUACAAAUUAUAACUAUAAUGAUGAUGUGUUAAAUAAAACAGUGUUAAGUAAUAAUUAUAAUUUAUCUGUACAAGAAAAAAUUGAUCUUUUUAAUAAAAAUGACAAGAAUUUUUUAAAAAAUGUAAAAUGUAAAGAUAUUUUUAUCAAUAAUGAAAAUGGUAAUAAUAAAUUACACAAAAUAAAUACAGAGAUAAAAACAAAAAUAAAAAAUAAUUUAACAAGUAAUAGGAAGAAAACAAUUGCAGACUUAAAAAAAGAAGGAACUUACAUAUUUGGUGAAGAGAAAUCUGGAAUACCAAGCAAAUUAAAUCAAUCCGAAUAUAUGCCAAGUGACAAAAUAAUAAUGAACUCAUUAAAGUUUUCCAACUCAAGCUUGGAUACUAUUCACACCAAUUAUAAAAGUAAUUACGAAAUGAAAGGAAUUAAAAAAGCAAUUCUUUUGAAAGAAGAUAAUCUUAGUAAGGAAAAAAAUAAUAUACUACAAGAAGAAAAAGUAAUCGAAAAAAGGUUGAAACAGUACAAUUCGUGUGACAGUAAUAUUAUUGAUAAAAAUGUAGAAGACUCCAGGGAGCAUUUACCAAAAGCAGAAAAAAAAUACAUGAACCUGAUGGGGAAAACAUUAUCCUUAUAUGAUAAAACAAAAAUGAAUUUAGGUAUAAUUCCAGCAGAAUUGCAUGUUUAUAGUAUGUGUAUUUUGGAUAAAAGUGGUGAACAGAAAGAGGAGGAGCAUAAGAAACAACAAGGAGAGAAAAAUAAGGGACAAGAAAUAGAGAAGGAUAAGGUACAAGAAGAAGAGAAGUAUAGGCAACAGCUUGUGGGAAAUUCCUCUGUACAAGGUGGCGAAGUAGUAGCACAUGCUUAUGAGGACGAUUUUACCUACCAAAAUAUGAAAAAUGAAGAAAAUAUUAAUUCAAAAAAUUUGCAAAAAUGCAAUAAACACAAAAAUGUAGUUUACAAAAAAAAAAACAUUAAGAUAAGAAAAGAUCAGUUUGAAACUUUUCUUAAUAAUUACUACGAUGCAAAAAAAUGUUCAUAUAUCUCAAACAACUUGAUUAUACAUUACAGUAAUAAAUUUAAUGCUUCUAGUAACUUCAAUAAUACUUAUAUAAAUUAUAGGUAUAUUGGUUAUAACACGAAAUAUCACGAUAUGCAUAAACGUUUAAUUACAAAUAAAGCGUAUGACCCAUCUGAAUUUUUCGAUAUUCUUACCCUUAAUAAGCGUAAUCUUAACAUUGAAAAGGUAUAUUGCAUGAGAGUAACCUCAGGUGAUUUAUUUGUUCAGAAAAAUUCAAGUGAAUAUGUUAACAUAAACUGUUACAGUAAUUAUGAUGAAAAUUAUAACCAUAACAGCAGUAUACGCAUUUCAUCUUAUCGUAAGAGAUGUGGCAUGAAUUUAUUUAGAAGCAGUAGUAUAAGAAAUAUCAAAGAUAUAAGUAAAGACAAUAAAAAUUUCAUAAAUGGAGAUAGUAUAAGAAACAAAAAUGACAACAAUAUAAUCAGUGUAGAUAAUAACGACAAUUACUCCAUUGAAUAUUUAGAUAAUUAUAGCAAUAGGAAUAAUAUGAAAAAAGUGUACAGUGAAUUGAGGAACAACAAUAAAAGUACUUAUCAAACAUAUAAUGUAAGUAACAUAGAUGCCUUUGUUGUACAUACAAGAAAUAGCACUAUAAAUAAGUAUAAUAUGAUGAACUAUAAGUAUGCGAAAAGAAACAUAGGUUGGAACAUAUAUGAUAUAAAUCGCCCAAUAUAUGAACCAAUUUUUGAUGGAAAUAAUAACGUAAAGGGUGAUAACUAUCGUUAUGCAAACAAAAAGAGUAGAAAAUAUAAUUAUUAUAACGCAUUUCGAAGAAAACAUUUUAAUAAGAAACAGGAUUUUAAUCCUAAUGAUUAUGGAUUCACAUUUGAAAAAAAGGAAAAAUAUAAAUAUAAGAAGAAUAAUUAUAAGUAUUACAAAUACUACUACCCCAUAAAAAAUUACAAUUUAAGCUAUUUAAAAUUUUCGAAUAUCAAUCGUAAUAAUUCUUUCGGCACAACCUUAAAUAACAACCCAUGUGGAGGCCAGUCUGACAAAUGUGGUAGGAAUAAUGCAAGUUUUUACGCAUUACAUGAGAAAAAAAAUAAUGAAAAGAAUAGUUACAGUAAUAUUAAAAAUAAGUGCACUAAUAAUAGCAGUGACAAUAAAAAUGAGAGGGGAAAUAAAAAAGGUAGUAAUAAUAGUAAGAGUAAUUGUAAUAAUGUCAAUUCAGCACUUUGGAAUAAAAGUAAUGUACCUGGUGAAAACAGUUUGGGUUUUUUUCCCGAAGACCUCAGGUUUAGUAAAACACAGCGAGGUUAUAAAACAAACUAUGGUAAUAAAUUAUAUAUUAACAAAAAAAAAGGUGAUAAAUGGGGAAUAACCGAAUUUGGUGCAAAAUUUGGUGCAAAUAUAAGAACAAAAGUAAUAAAUAAUCUUGAAGCAGAAAUAUAUAACAAAUUAUCAUAUUUAAAAUAUUUUAAACAUGAUCCAACUAAUUCAAUACCGAGAUAUCACUGUAAACUAAAGCAUUUAUUAGGUGCAAGGAAUAAGAAAAAAUUACAUACAUGGUUAAAAAAUAUGUUAACUACAAACACAUGUGCAUACUGUUAUGAAGAAUUUGAUAAUUUAGAGAACUUGGAAAAUCAUUUUAUGCAAAUAAAAACACAUAUGAUUUUUUAUUGUUGCGAGAAGCCAUUUCCUUCGUUGAAAUAUCUGCGUAUGCACCUUAAAAGGGAAAAACACAAUGGGUAUAUUUAUUAUUAUUAG